This is a messenger RNA of Chelonia mydas (Green sea turtle), 3501 nucleotides long. It is a transcript of the gene AFG1L, whose product is annotated as AFG1 like ATPase. Gene Ontology annotation, cellular component: mitochondrion; cytoplasm. Lineage: Eukaryota; Metazoa; Chordata; Testudines; Cheloniidae. Bases 120 to 1511 code for a protein of 463 amino acids. The record is from RefSeq and is a predicted model, not a curated record. Gene Ontology annotation, molecular function: ATP binding; ATP hydrolysis activity. The transcript has 13 exons.
UGUCACGCACGGCGGCAGCGACCCGGGGGUGGGGGCUCUGGCCGUUUUUCCUCCAGGCUCUGAGUGAAGUUACUUUGAAGGGGGGGGGGGGGGGAGGGAGGACCGACUCUGCCGGGAAGAUGGCGGCGCCCGUGUCGCCCUUGGUUACCGCAGCCAGACACGCAGCCCGCCUGCUGCCGGCUCGGGCCGCGGCCCCGCAGAGAGCAUACACAAUUCAGGCAGCUGAGAACAUAGCCCCUAAUACUCUAGCAGAUGCUAACUCUAGGGCCUUGUUGGUUUGCAAUGGACCUUUAGAACACUAUGACUUUCUGAUCAAAGCAGAAGAGCUGGGGAAUGAUGAACAACAACGAAGAGUCGUACAAUGCUUGCAGAAGUUACAUGAGAGCCUUAAAGGCUACAGUAUCAGUCCAAACAAUCUUCUGUCAAAGCUCUUUGCAAAAAGCAAACCUCCGAAAGGUCUUUACAUCUAUGGAGAUGUAGGCACAGGAAAGACAAUGGUGAUGGACAUGUUUUAUUCUCAUAUAGAAGUAGAGAAGAAAAAGAGAGUCCAUUUUCAUGGUUUCAUGCUAGAUGUACACAAAAGAAUACAUCGUCUUAAACAGAGCUUGCCUAAAAGGAAGCCAGGACUAAUGGCCAAGUCAUAUGAUCCAAUAGCCCCUAUAGCUGAGGAAAUAAGUGAGGGGGCCUGUCUCUUGUGUUUUGAUGAAUUUCAGGUCACUGACAUUGCUGAUGCCAUGAUUCUGAAACAGCUUUUUGAAAAUCUGUUCCAAAAUGGGGUUGUCGUUGUGGCAACAUCCAAUAGGCCACCUGAAGACCUCUAUAAAAAUGGGCUUCAGAGAGCUAACUUUGUACCAUUCAUCGCUGUGCUGAAGAAAUACUGCAGCACAAUCCAACUUGAUUCUGGAAUAGAUUAUAGGAAACGGGUUCUUCCUGCAGCAGGGAAACUUUACUACCUCACAAGUGAAGCUGAUGUGGAGGCUGUCAUGGAUAAGUUGUUUGAUGAGCUGGCUCAGAAACAAAAUGAUUUAACUAGACCAAGGAUUCUAAAAGUGCAAGGCAGAGAGCUGAAGCUGAAUAAAGCUUGUGGAACCAUUGCAGACUUCACAUUUGAAGAGCUAUGUGACAGACCAGUUGGAGCUAGCGACUAUUUGGAAAUAUCUAAGAAUUUUGACACAGUCUUUGUUCGUAACAUACCACUAUUUACCAUAGCAAAAAGGACCCAGGCUCGCCGCUUCAUUACUCUUAUUGAUACAUUUUAUGAUCAUAAGAUACGUAUGAUUUGUUCUGCACUGACACCUCUCCAAAGCUUGUUUCCGCUAGAACAUCAUGACAGUGGCCUGGAGGAAAGCAGAAUACUGAUGGAUGAUUUGGGGUUGAGCCAGGAUUCAGCUGGAGGACUUUCCAUGUUUACAGGAGAGGAGGAAAUCUUUGCAUUUCAACGAACUAUCUCACGACUUACAGAAAUGCAGACUGAACAAUAUUGGAAAGAUGGGGACAGAAGCAAGAAAUAGUUGUAGCUCAAAGAUGAACAAAGCCUCUGAGGACACAAAAAAUAGUAUAUAAAGAAAAAAGAUUCUAAUAGAAUUGGAAGCAUUUUUAAUAUAAAUGAAUUGAUUAUUAUUGCACUUAUCCUCUGGACCAUAACUUUUCAUCUGCAAUGUUGCCAUUUCAAAUUUAAGAGCUUCGUAAAUUGUGGUUUAUGUUUUGGUUUAGGUUUCUUUGACACCCCCAGCUUGUGGAUCUGUUAUUAUGCCUUUUAUAUUUCAGUUUUUUUGUCCGGUACAGCAUGACUUCAGUAUUCAACAUGGUUAACUGGUUAACUUCUUAGUCUGCUGCACAAGUCAACCAUAUAGGCAGGGGUCACAGUAAAUCAGGGAUGCACAUCUUAGUGGUUUAUGCACUAUUUUUGUCAUAUUUAUGAGAGCUUGCACAAAAAGAAAGCUCAAAGCCACACAAAUCAAAUUUACUUGUAUUUUUUACUUUGCUCCCUCUAGAGUCAGUCUGUAAGAUUCUAGAACUCCUGUGUCCUAUCUUUUUAUUUUCCUAACUCUGACUUGUAGCCAUCUGCUGAACUUCAAAUUUCCUCUCUUCUACUGCAAGGAUAUGCUUCACUCUCUGAUAGUUUCCUGAGGUAAAUAUUGUCUGCUGUCAUUCUAAUGAGGCUGCUGCUCCAUCUUACUGCCUGAAAGCCAAGGGCCUGAUCCUGGGGACGGGCUGAGCCCUAGCCGGAGGUGAGGGUGCUUGUCACCUUAGAGGUCCAAGUUAAAAAGGGUGACUAAAUAAAAAAAAUAAAAAACUAUGCAAGGGAGAGAGUAAAAUGUAGUAGAAAAGUACUUUUUCAAGACUUUCCAUCAAAGCACAAGAAAGAAGAGUCCAUCUCUACUGCCAGCUGGGUGUUCCUGCCAGAAGAUGGGGGAUGGGACUUCAUGGGCCCUUAGAACUUUUAGGCUAGAAAGUACCAAGGCCUGGGCUACACUACAUUUUCUCCUGUGUUUCCAUAAACACCCGUGUACUGGGCAGUGUCGACUUGGGCAUGACUUGAUCACACUUUAUAGUACAAUUGAGUCAAGAGACAAGAUUACAACUAGAGCCCUGCAAAUCCGCGGGUACCCACUUUAUAUCCGUGGACCAUUUCUGCGGAUAGCAGUGUAGAUGUGGAUACAAAUUUUGUAUCCACCCAGGGCUCUGAUGUUAAUAGCCGGGCGGGCAGCUGUGAGGAACCGCAGCACAGAUCCUCCACCUGCCCUGGGCGGGGAGCCUGGGGGACAGGGACACUGGGCAGUGGGAUGCUCAGGCCCCAUGCCCAGGGCAGGUGGAGGGUCCGCCACAGCUCCCCACAGCUGCCAGCUCGCUCUCCCUGACCCAGUUCUGGCUGGGGAGGCGGGCGGCUCGGAGCCACAACCCAGCCACGGUAAGAGUCAGGUGGGGGAAGUGGUGGGGAGCCAUGGCGGACCCUCUACCUGCCCUGGGCGAGGCGUCCGAGCAGCCCCCAGGCAGCUCCACAGGUCUCCCCUCUCCCCCGGACCAGGCCUGCGUGGAGCCUAGCUGGGGAGCCACGGCAGACCCUCCAUCUGCCCCCAGUGCAGGGGGGAGGCCGAAAGCUGGCCGUGUCCCCACCCCCCAGGCUCCCCGCCCGGCUGAGGGCAGUUGCGGGAGGAUUGGCGACUCCCCGCGGGCUCCCCACAGCUGCCCACGGCUCUCCCCGACUGGGCUCCGGUGGGCGGGAUGCCUCCGAGCCUCAGCCCAGCCCCCAGGGUAGAGCCCUGCAAAUCCGCCCGCGGAUAUCCGCAGACAAUUUUUGCGGAUAGCAGAUCGGAUGCAGAUACACAUUUGUGUAUCUGCGCAGGGCUCUAAUUCCAACAUGGUUACAUUUUACAGUGGAGAUGAAACCUUAACUGUGGUGUGUAACCAUGUCCCCUCUACUUGUAGCAUGAACUUGCCUUUCGUUAAAAUUGCCUUGGAUAUUUUUUAAGCCUAGUUUUAAUAAAGCUAUGUACUGUC